AUGUCUGCUCAAGAUGAGGAAGUUAUUGUCGAACAAAAACCAGAAGUUAGUGGCGAAGUCGGGUUCCACACUAUAAUUGAGAAGUUGGAACCGCUUGAUGUUGAGACUUUUGAAGAGCAAAUUGAAGAGUACGAGGAUGAGGAAGAGAUGGAAGGACAAAAUCAACAGUUUCAGGAGGAAGCGUCUAUUCGGAAUGAGAAGAGCCUCGGUAACUUAACGAAGAAGUUUAUCAAGUUUCUUCAAGAGUCCCCGCACAGCUUGGUCGAUGUCAAUCAGGUAACUUUGUUUCCUUUUUAUUUUUCUGCGUUUAGGUUUUUUUUGUAAAAAAUUGUUAAAACUUCUUACCUUUUACGUUAAUAUUUUUUUAGUUUGUAAUGACAUCGGAAAGACUGAAUGUUAGCCAGAAGCGACGAAUAUACGAUAUUACGAAUGUACUAGAAGGGAUUGGACUGAUUGAAAAGAAGACAAAGAACGUUAUUUUAUGGAGGUAUGGUUAACAUAACUACUGUAAAUAUUGUUUAGGGGUGGACAGCUCCGGAAGCCUGGAGGUGACAUAGACUUAAAACCGCAAGAGGAGCAGACGCUACAAAAGAUUAAAAAUCAACUAACAGAUCUGGAGAGGGAGGAAAGGUUACUCGAUACUCAUCUUCAGUGGAUUCGACAGGUAACUGAAGUUGUUGUAGCUUUUAUUUUAUAGAGUCUUUAGAAUUUCCUGUCCUUUAUUGCUUAUUUUGUUAAAAUCACUUAAGUCUAGCCUUUCAGAGUAUGACAAACGUUUGCGAAGAGCAAGAUAACUGCAAAUUUGCAUAUUUAACGAAAGAUGAGACAAUAAACGUCUUUCGAAACGAUCAGAUAUUACUAGUACAAGCACCUCCUGGUACCGACAUUCAAGUGGGACAGCCAAGCAAGUACGCGGACGAUGUGAGGUAUAAUCUCAAAGCCAAGUCCCAUUGUGGUGCGAUGUCAGUUGGUUUAAUCACAGAUGAUGAAAGGACAGUACACAAAAGGAAGGACGCGCCAUUAGAAGUUCCCAAGAACAUAUUAGAAAAUGAGGACGAAGAAAGUAACCAAGAAGCCAAGGAGAACGAGGGUAAUAUUCACAUUGCAUCAAUUCAUCGACUAAGUCCACCGCCUUCCGAAUUUGACUACGGCUACGCUGUGAAUCGGGGCGACACACUUUUGGAAAUGUACAGCGACGAUGUAUAA
Bursaphelenchus okinawaensis is the source of this 1206-nucleotide messenger RNA. Lineage: Eukaryota; Metazoa; Nematoda; Chromadorea; Rhabditida; Aphelenchoididae. The record is from the annotation of a GenBank genome assembly.